Molecule: messenger RNA, 987 nt
Organism: Telopea speciosissima
Lineage: Eukaryota; Viridiplantae; Streptophyta; Magnoliopsida; Proteales; Proteaceae
Exons: 1
Coding region: 1-987 (328 amino acids)
Source: RefSeq, a predicted model, not a curated record
AUGGGUACUGAUUCUGAUCUCAACUCCAGCAACACACCCAUCAUGCAACCAAUACAAAAUUCUCAUAAUGGAGGCAAUGCCUCUAGUCCAUAUCACCUCCAUCACUCGGACAAUCCGGGUACAGUUCUGGUUUCGACUCCAUUGAACGGAGACAAUUAUCCUACUUGGUGGAGAGCAAUGCACAUGGCAUUAUUUGCUAAGAACAAGAUGAUGUUUGUUGAUGGGUCAUUCCCACGACCAGCUUCGCCGUCGUCCAACACCCAACAAUGGGAUCGAUGCAAUUUCAUGGUACUUUCGUGGCUCUUAAACGUUGUCAAUCCAACAAUAGCUGACAGUGUAAUUUAUGCCAAAAUGGCAUCAUCAAUUUGGACAGACCUGGAAGAACGAUAUUCACGGAGCAAUGCUCCAUGCAUCUUUCAACUAAAACGAUUGAUUGCCACAAUCCAGCAGGGAACCGAUUCCCUUGCAUCGUACUUUACUCGUCUCAAGGUUUUAUGGGAUGAAUUAGCAUCCUGCAUCUCAGCACCUUCUUGUGCAUGCGGCAUACCUGGUUCUUUACAUUCCCUCGUCCAACAAGAACGCAUAUACCAAUUUCUUAUGGGACUUUUGGACUCUUAUGCUUCCAUUCGGUCUCAGAUCCUCUCUACGGACCCUCUGCCAGAAGUGAACCGUGCAUAUCAUAUUAUUCUUCAAGAAGAACUACAACGAUCCCUUUCUCUACCAUCCACUCAACUAGACACUGCAGCCAUGGCUGUAAACCGUUCCUUUCAAGCUUCACAGACACUCGUAAAUUCAAGAAUAGUUCUUCCACCACUGAUCCCAAUCGCAAUCGUCCUUUUUACGAUCACUGCAACGUCCACGACCACAAAUGAGAGACAUGUUGACCUCUCCAUGGAUAUCCUCCUGGUCAUCCCAAGCAUCGUCGCUCCAACACUGGUUACUCCAACUCUGGUGGGACUAAUAAUUUUCGUGGCCAUACCAAGCUGA